AUCGAAAACGUCACAUCCGGUUAGUGGCUCAAUGGAAGUUGGAACAUGUUUACUUUAGGAAGAUCCAGUUUGUUCAGGUACCUAUGUCUCUUUGUGGUAUUGCCGAGCUCCUUUUGCCAACCGGGCAUGGGAAUGCUCUUCCCCCGGGAGUCGUCUUCUCGAGAAGUGAAGGAUCUGAGCGGCCUUUGGAGCUUCAGAGCGGAUAAGUCGCCAAACAGGAAGCAAGGCUUCGAGAAGUCUUGGUACAAAAGUCGCCUGGCUGAGACUGGCCCCGUGAUAGACAUGGCCGUUCCUGCCAGCUUCAACGACAUGACACAAGACCCCACAUUACGAGACUUCAUCGGCUGGGUGUGGUACGAGCGAGAGGUGGUGUUGCCCUCUCGCUGGGUCACAGAUGAAGGAACAAGAGUGGUUCUCCGAGUGGGAAGUGCUCACUAUUAUUCAGUGGUGUGGGUCAACGGGGUGAAAGUGACCGAGCACAACGGUGGCCAUCUUCCCUUUGAGGCAGAAAUAGGCAGUGUGAUCCGAGAGGACCCGACAAGCCCCUGCAGGAUAACCAUCGCGGUCAACAACACUCUCACUUUAGAGACUCUCCCACCUGGGACCAUUCAGUACUUCAAUGACCCCACUAAGUAUCCUGAUGGCUUUUUUGUGCAAAACAUCAACUUUGAUUUCUUCAACUAUGCUGGGAUUCACCGCCCUGUAUUGCUGUACACUACUCCCAAGGCUUACGUAGAUGACAUCACAGUGGUGACGGACUUCUCGGAUAGCACAGGUCUAGUCAACUACAAGAUAUCAGUCCAAAAUGCUGCUGAGGCCACCGUGAAGGUCACUUUGAUGGACAAAGACAGACAUUGCGUGGCUUCCUCCAACGAGCUUUCUGGGGUGCUCAAAAUCACAGAUGUCAAACUCUGGUGGCCGUACUUGAUGCACGACAAUCCAGCUUAUCUUUACUCUUUGGAGGUUCACUUGAUGGCAGCAGAUGAUAGAUCAACUUAUACAGAUGUCUACGCUCUGCCAGUUGGCAUCCGCACCGUCCGUGUCACGAGCAGUCAAUUCCUCAUCAACAACAAGCCCUUCUAUUUCCACGGGGUCAAUAAGCACGAGGACUCUGACAUUCGAGGUAAAGGAUUUGACUGGCCCCUGAUUGUCAAAGACUUCAACUUAAUGAAGUGGUUGGGAGUCAACUCGUUCCGAACCAGCCACUACCCCUAUGCGGAGGAGAUUCUGCAGAUGUGUGAUCGCCACGGCAUAGUGGUCAUCGAUGAAUGCCCGGGGGUGGGCAUCAAAGACAUUCGUAGUUUUGGCAACGCCUCCCUGGCCCAUCAUCUUGAUGUCAUGGAUGAGCUUGUGCGACGGGACAAGAACCAUCCCUCUGUGGUCAUGUGGUCAGUGGCUAAUGAGCCGGCGUCAGAGAUGCCUCCUGCUGAAUUGUAUUUCAAGACUUUAAUAACACAUACUAGAGAUAUGGACCCGACCAGGCCUGUGACUUAUGUCACAGAUAGUAACUAUGCCAGAGACAGAGGGGCCCCCUACGUGGACGUGAUCUGCGUGAACAGUUACUUCUCCUGGUACCAUGAUCCAGGCCAUGUGGAGGUCAUCCCGAUCCAGCUCAACACCCAGUUCGAGAACUGGUACGGGAAGUACCAGAAGCCCAUCAUCCAGAGUGAAUACGGAGCUGACACGGUGCCGGGCCUUCAUAGUGACCCACCCAUGAUGUUUACCGAGGAGUACCAGAAUGUGGUCCUGCAGAGCUACCACAACGUGUUCGACCAGAAGAGGAAGAAGUAUGUCAUCGGUGAACUCAUCUGGAACUUUGCCGACUUUAUGACUGUCCAAGGGAUCACUCGCGUGGUGGGCAACAAGAAAGGCAUCUUCAGCAGGCAAAGACAACCCAAAGCAGCGGCCUUCAUCUUGAAGGAAAGAUACUGGAAGCUCGCAAAUGAAACGGGGAUGAUCCCUUCUUGGUUAAAGUAUCCCUGUGGACUCUGACAACCGCGGCGCCAGCGCCAAUCAUCAACAAAUCGACUUGUUUACGGCUUCCCAAACGCAUUGAAUCACCAGCAAAAUUGUUCAUAUGUGUGAUAGUUUCUAACACUUUCAGAAGUGGAAUGACCACCUCAAUUUUCUUCAGUGUUCAUCAUUGUCCGGUUAUCAUUGCAUAAAAUUGAAUGUUAAAUUCCAGGAGGUGAAAGAUCUGGAUUUUUUAUUUUUUUAAUGGACUCAUUUUGCACUGUUUGAUAAAUUCUGAUUUCCAACUUAUUUCAAAAAGUUACUGAUGUUAAAAUGUGUAAAAAAAAAAAAAAUUAAAAAUGCAUUUUUGAUCAAGAGACUUGAUUUUUUUUAACAUGAUUACAAAUUGUGUUAAAGCACUGUGGAGCAUUAAGUUAGGUUAUCAAAAGUUUUUAUAACUCAACUAAAUUCACAAGCAAUAAUUUGACAAAUGGCACAAUUGCAAAAAUUGAGUUUUGCAUGGAUCGACAUAUUUUAGUCAUUGAUGAUGGCGCACGUUGGCGUUCCAGUACACACCUGCUUCACGGGAUGCUGUUUAUCUUUCAACUGUUCGCCAAAUGCUUUCAAAGUCCUACUCAAUGGACAUUUUAGACAAGAUAGUCUUUAGUACAGUACUUGGUAUUUGUCUUCAUUAUUUCCAACUAAAAGAAAAAUAUAUACUGUAUAUUAUAUUUUUCAUUGAAAUGACUUCCACCGAGUUGGUUUCUGAGGGAAUGUUUUAAUGUUUGAUCAUUUCCACGACAGUGCCACCGAUUUCAAUCUUCUCAUGUCAGUCUCAUCCAGUUUUCCCUUAAAGUUUGAACACGCCCUCCUGCAAUUGGGUGUAACACUUUUCCAAGUAAGAAAAUACCGCGUUUUAUAACACAUUUGGCAAUACAGAAGCAAACCCAGUAAGUUUUCCUCCACAAGAAAAAAAAAAUCCGAAACACACUUUAACGCAAGUUUUUUGUUUUGUUUUUAACUAAAAUGAUCCAGAACGUUAACAGUCCAUACAGCUAAAGGGCCUAAAGAUGCAGAACAUUGCAAUCCUUUUGAUGAAACCUGUAUACCUUCCUAUCAUGUCCCACAGGUAGACAAAAUUGAACACUUAACAGUGUAGUUUACGUCAGAGAUAUGGAAUGGCCAAUUUGCUUGACAGGGAUUUAGGUUUGGUCAUUUUGGGAGGGGCAAUAUUUCCGAAUUCUCCAUUUCAAUUGUCAGGGAAGGAAACAAAAGUGCCUGUUACAUUGGUCAUUUGAAAGGCUAUCACUUGCCCGUCUUUUGGCUCAAGGCCUGGUGAUCAAACAGAAGGCACUUAAGUUGACAGUGGUGAUGCAACUUGCAUGGCAGUUAUCCUCGGAGCCUCACUCAAUAUUGAACAAAUACAACUGAGAAACAUUUUUUUCCUAUUUAACAUUAAAUGCACCCCCCCUCAAAAAAAA
Hippocampus zosterae (dwarf seahorse) is the source of this 3434-nucleotide messenger RNA. RefSeq names its product glucuronidase, beta (gene gusb). The record is from RefSeq and is a predicted model, not a curated record. Gene Ontology annotation, biological process: carbohydrate metabolic process; glucuronoside catabolic process. Gene Ontology annotation, molecular function: beta-glucuronidase activity; carbohydrate binding. The coding region runs from base 46 to 1992 and encodes 648 amino acids. The transcript has 12 exons. NCBI's taxonomy places the organism in Eukaryota, Metazoa, Chordata, Actinopteri, Syngnathiformes, Syngnathidae.